AUGCUUGAUGUUAGGCUACGGCUUCGAGACGCAAUCAUUGCAGGCAAUGUUGUUGUCGUGAAACGUCUUCUACGACGGUUUCCCCAGCAUCUAAAGAAUAUCAAUCCCGAUAAUGGCUGGUCUUCGCUUCAUUAUGCUGGAUAUUAUGGCCACUAUAUCCUAUGCACCCAUUUGGUCAGCUUGGGGCAUGAUCGGGAUGAAAUUUCUCUUAACUUUGAAAAUAAUGCCCCUAUCCAUACCACCGUCUUGAGUGGGAAUCACCAAACACUACUUAUGAUCCUCCAAGCGUUUCCCGAUUCCCUUGAUUUAAAAGGUGAGAAGCUAAGGUCUCCCCUUCAUAUGGCAGCAGUUUUGAACUUCGGUAAUUGUGUGGAUAUGCUCAUUGAAAAGGGAGCAAAUAUCAACGCGAUUGAUUUACUAGGAAACACCCCUCUUCAUUUGGCAAUGAUGUAUGGUAGUAAAGAAUGUAUAAAACUGUUGAUGGUCCAUAAUGCUUACAUUGAUAUCAGAAAUGCCGAAGGUUGGCUACCGGUAGAGGUGGCAAGAGAUCUUGCAACAGAACAGUGGUUUAAUGAAUUAAAGGAGGAAUUGAUUUCAACAAAAUACAAGCCAGUGUCGGUCAUUGAUAUCAAGAGAUCAGCGACAUUACCUAGUGACCUGAUGUCGCCAAUAUCCAGUCCAAGCUACAAUAUCUUUUCCAAUUAUCAAUCGGCGAUUUCAAAUGUCUCUUCUGCCAGUUCAAUUUCACAACCAACUUUCCAAAAAAUAACCAGAACCAAUAGUGAUUUAGAUAAGCUUUUAGAAAAGCCGAUCACCGACUUCACUAUCAAUUAUAAACCAGCUAAAAGCUCUCCAAAGGGUAGAAAGCAUUCUAAUUCUUCUCCAGGAGUAUUAUCGUCCUUCCAUGAUAGGGAGAGCAUACUACUUGCCGAUGAUAGUAUUGAAGAGGAACCCCACUCACCAACUGCUAGUGGCUCCCCAUCAACUAUUCAUUCAAACAGCACUUCGGAGCUUGGAUCUAUGGUAUCACCUUUGUUUCCUCCUUCGAUACCCCCAGCUCCAGGAAAUUUCCUCCCUUCUCCAGGGAGGUCUACUGGAAAUUAUGAGCAAACAAAUAGCGGGGGAAGCUCACCUCUUAAACCAGUGGAAUUCGUUUCAAAACGUCAAACAGAACGCAAGGUACGAGUGGCCCCAGUUAAGAUUAUUACGCAAACUCGCCCAGCGCGUUCCAACAGUAAUGAAGUGUACAAUUCUCGAAAAAUAAUUUCUCAAACCAGAAUGCAUUCCAAUUCGGUAGGAAGCCAGCUGCUUCAUAAUGCUAUAAUUAACAUUGGUAUUAAUGGUCCUACUGGAGGUCUUUCUGUCCUUGCUGCGUCACCAAAACUAAAAGGUUCCAAAAGCUCAUCAGUCCUCAACUCUCCUGAGAAAGAUACUAAGCAGCAAAACUUGCUUUUAAGUGCCAACGGCACUCGCUCUAGGGCCAGUAGUGUACAGAAUAUGAUCAACACCCCUGGGAGAUAUCGCUCCAAUACGAUUUUAUCAUACAAUAGUGCAGUAUCUGAUAGUAAAUCUAAACAAAGCACUACAAACAAUACACCAAAGAAUAUUGUGAUCGGGGGUUUCCAAGAUAAUAGAGGUGGUAACAAGAGACCUGAUGUUGCUUUUAGUGGUGCUGCUGAUCAACAAGAACUUUCUUCUGAACCACCACAACUAGAGAGAAGAUCAUCAAAUUCGCUCAAUGAUUUAAUGUGUGAUUUGAAUAAUAAUAACGAUAUCACUGAUAAGUAUAAAAAUGAAAACAGCCAUGAUUCAAGUUUAGGAACUCAUAUUAUUCAACAUUCGGAUGAUGAGCAUGCUGAUGAUAGUGGUACUGAUGUGGAUUCGAGUGAUGGAGAAGAGGAUGGUGGUGAGUCGCCGACCAGACAAACGGCUAGGGCUUUUAACAAUAUAUUAGUGCCCCGCAAUAAGAUUUUUGUAAAUGGUGAUGAAGUACACGGUGAUGAGACGAACACAAACAUUACAUUCAAUCCAACAAGCGUUUCCAAUUCUUUGAGCCCUGAAAAAAUAGUUGGCGACCAAUUGAAUUUUGCAGUUAAGAAUCUUCGCAAUACCCCGGCCCAUCAAGAAUUGGCGAAAUUCUACUCUCCUAAUAUUGUUAACGACGAUUCACAAGCCCAGUUCGCGUCUAUUGAUGAAUUUAGCGGAGUUUCUUCAGGCUUGAGUACCGCUCAUGAUGCAGUGAAUCCAUUUAUGGAACCUAAGGAUAUCAUUGGCGAAACCUAUCGUCGUCAAAAUGGUUCCAAUUCAUCAUUGGGUAACCACCAUGAAAAUGCUAGCUCAGAACAUUUUGAUGAUAUGGGACUUGUAAUAGGUGCUGGAGGAAGUAAGAGAAGUUCGAUUUUGGCGGUGCCUAUUAUGAGUAUGCAACGUAGGCGAAUUGAGGAUAGUGAUGAUGGUGAUUGA
Molecule: messenger RNA, 2463 nt
Organism: Saccharomycopsis crataegensis
Lineage: Eukaryota; Fungi; Ascomycota; Saccharomycetes; Ascoideales; Saccharomycopsidaceae
Gene: AVO2
Product: Avo2p
Exons: 1
Coding region: 1-2463 (820 amino acids)
Molecular function (GO): protein binding
Source: RefSeq, a predicted model, not a curated record